AUGCCACUCCAGCUCGACCCCGAAGUAGCAGCAGCAUUCGCGCCUCUCGCCAAGCUAAUAGCAUCCAGGCCACAGCUUCCACGCGGCGACGUUCUCGGGCGCCGCAAGAGAUCCAACACGAUGAUGGCACAAAUGAUGAGCACUCUUCCCGACUACCCAUCCGUCACUCGAACAAACCAUUCCAUCAAAAGCUUCGAUGGGACAUACAUUACCAUUGCGGAAUUCCGCAAACAAGGAACCUCUCACUCCUCUUCUCCUCCUCCUCUCCAUGGCGAAGGAAAAAGCAGUAGCAGUAACAACAACAGCAAAGCCCUCUACCACAUCCACGGCGGCGGCAUGAUCCUCGGCAGUGUCGACAUCUUCUCCCCCAGUACCGCCCAACGGUGCGAGGAGACGGGACUUCCCAUUUUUGCCGUGGAGUAUCGUUUGGCUCCGGAGCAUCCCCAUCCGACGCCUGUGGGGGAUUGUUGGGCGGGACUGCAGUGGUUAAGUCGAAAUGCGGCGCGGUUGGGUGUGGAUGCGAGGAAGAUUGUUGUGGUGGGAGAGUCGGCGGGAGGAGGGUUGGCUGCUGGAACAUGUCUGCUCGCUCGAGAUGAGAAGCUAUCUCCACCCGUGGCAAAGCAAAUCCUCAUCUUUCCCAUGCUGGACGAUCGCACCAAUCAUGACAAUAAUGAAUCUACUCUCCGCGACAUCGACGCGGUCGCAACAUGGAAACUAGAUGACAACGCCACAGGCUGGAAAGCUCUCCUCGGAGACCAAGCAGGAUCAUCAGACACCCAAGCAGUGUCCGAGUAUGCUGCACCCGCUCGAGCAGAGGACUUGUCCGGUCUACCACCCACCUAUAUCGACUGCGGUCAGCUAGAUAUUUUCAUUCGCGAGGAUACCAAAUUUGCCAGUCGUUUGAUGGAUGCACGAGUGCCGACCGAGUUUCACACGUAUCCCGGUAUGCCGCAUGCGUACAUGAUAUACGCGCCCGACGCGAGAUAUUCCAAGAUGCACGCGCAGAAUGUCUUGAAUGCGAUUGAGAUGGUGUAGGGGAGAG
Molecule: messenger RNA, 1042 nt
Organism: Sphaerulina musiva SO2202
Lineage: Eukaryota; Fungi; Ascomycota; Dothideomycetes; Mycosphaerellales; Mycosphaerellaceae
Product: alpha/beta hydrolase
Exons: 3
Coding region: 1-1035 (344 amino acids)
Molecular function (GO): hydrolase activity
Source: RefSeq, a predicted model, not a curated record